This is a messenger RNA of Malus domestica (apple), 660 nucleotides long. The record is from RefSeq and is a predicted model, not a curated record. NCBI's taxonomy places the organism in Eukaryota, Viridiplantae, Streptophyta, Magnoliopsida, Rosales, Rosaceae.
AUGGAUGAUGUUGUCUACACUGGAAAUGAUGCUGCAAUGAUUAAAGAAUUCAAGGAAGAGAUGAUGAAGAGGUAUGAAAUGACUGACCUAGGCCUCUUGCAUCAUUUUCUUGGCAUUAGGGUAAUACAAGAGGCAAAUAGCAUCUUCAUUCAUCAAAGGAAGUAUGCUGAAACCUUACUUGAAAGGUUUGGUUUGAAGGGUUGCAAACCAGUCUCUACACCCCUAAUUGCAAAUGAGAAACUUAAGAAGGAUGAUGGAGGUGAACCUGCAGAUGCUAAUCUCUUCAAAAGCAUUGUUGGCAAUCUAUUGUACCUAACAGCAACAAGGCCGGAUCUAAUGUUCUCAGCAAACCUACUUUCUAGGUUUAUGCAGAAUCCUAGCAAGAUACACAUGGGGAAAGCAAAGAGAGUUCUAAGAUAUGUGCAAGGAACACUUGACUAUGGCAUCAAGUAUGAAAUGGGGAAGUCAACUAUCCUAAUUGGAUUUUGUGACAGUGACUGGGAUGGCAGUGAAGAUGAUAGAAGAAGCACAUCGAACUAUGCUUUCACCUUUGGUUCAGGGGUUUUCUCAUGGGCCUCGGUGAAGCAACAAAGUGUUACAUUGUACACAGCCGAGGCAGAGUAUGUGAGUGCAUCAGAAGCUACAGCUCAAGUUAUUUAG